This is a messenger RNA of Zalophus californianus (California sea lion), 1878 nucleotides long. It is a transcript of the gene RILP, whose product is annotated as Rab interacting lysosomal protein. NCBI's taxonomy places the organism in Eukaryota, Metazoa, Chordata, Mammalia, Carnivora, Otariidae. Gene Ontology annotation, biological process: cilium assembly. Gene Ontology annotation, cellular component: cytoplasm; ciliary basal body. Bases 244 to 1470 code for a protein of 408 amino acids. The record is from RefSeq and is a predicted model, not a curated record. The transcript is spliced from 8 exons. Gene Ontology annotation, molecular function: protein dimerization activity.
CGCCUGGCUGCAAGUAGGCAGUCCUGCUUCCUGUGACCUUGGGGCUUGAACAGGACAGGGCCCAGGGGGCCCAGUGCACUACCUCCUUCCCCAAGCCUUUUUCUCUUAAUUGCUCCUCUGUAGCUUCUUCCCCGCCCUCUCCUGCCCUAAACUGCUUCCUGGGCCGGAACUGUUUGGCUUUUUCCUGCCCCGGUUAGGGUUGGAGGGGGCGGGCGUUGUCGCAGCCCUUAACUUUCUGGGAGCAUGGAGCCCGGGAAGGCGGUGCCUGGGGCGCACAGCAGCGGGCCUCGGGUGGCCGCGGGGUCAGGGACGGCCGCGGAGCUCGUGUACCAUCUAGCGGGGGCCCUGGGCGCGGAGCUGAAGGAGCUGGCGCGCCGCUUCGGGCCGGAGGCGGCGGCCAGGCUAGUGCCACUCGUGGUGCGGACGCUGGAGCUCCUGGAAAGGGCUGCCGUGGGGCCGGACCCAGACUCACUGCAGGUGUCAGCGCAGCAGGCCGAAGUGGAGCUGCGGCGGCUGCGGGAGGAGAACGAGCGCCUCCGCAGAGAGCUGCGCUCUGGGCCACAGGAGGAGCGCGCUCUCCUGAGGCAGCUCAAGGAGGUGACCGACCGCCAGCGGGACGAGCUCCGCGCGCACAACCGAGACCUGCUGCAGCGCAGCCAGGAGACCGAGGCGCUGCAGGAGCAGCUGCAGCGCCUCCUACUGGUGAAUGCAGAGCUGCGGCACAAGCUGGCCGCCGUACAAACCCAGCUGCGCGCCGUGAGGGACCGCGAGAGCGAGCGGCAACUACAGCGCCAGGGGGUCGUGGAGCUGGCGCGGGACCAGGCCGGGGCGGCCGGGUACGAGCAGAGGCAGGAGCCCGAGCGGGCCACCGCCGACGCAGGAGCCCCGGGGACCCCUGAGGACCCGGCGGGUGCCCUGCAGCAGCCAGGGUGCCCCUCCAAGGCAGGACAGUGCAGCUUCAGUCGAGAGGAGCUUGAGCAGAUCCUUCAGGAGCGGAAUGAGCUCAAAGCCAACGUGUUCCUGCUGAAGGAGGAGUUGGCCUACUUCCAGCGGGAGCUGCUCACAGACCACCGGGUCCCUGGGCUUUUGGUUGAGGCCAUGAAGGUGGCUGUCAAGAAGCAGCGGAAGAAGAUCAAGGCCAAGAUGCUAGGGACCCCAGAGGAAGCAGAAAGCAGUGACGAUGAAGACAGCUCAUGGCUCCUGCUCUCCAGUGAUAAGAGAGCCCACCCUCCACCCACUGAGUCCAGAAUACAGAGUUUCUUUGGCCUGUCCUAUCAGGGUGAAACAGAGGACCCUGAAGCCCAGAGCAGCAGCGUGGCUCCCAGCGAGCUAGGGGGAGAAGAGGAGGCUCCACAGCAAUCCCACUUGGCGCCUGGGGGCAGCCCCCCCAGUCCUCAACUCCUGACUAGCUCUGCUCAGCACUCGACGAGCAUCUUUGUCUGGGGGUCUCAGCUGCCCCCAGAGACCUGACUUUGGAAUUGGGCUAUGGGUGGAUGUGUGGCCUCAAAUGAAGACAGGGCUCCCUCCUUCUCGGCCCUCCCCAGGCUCUUUCCCAGUUCUGGCCUGAGCCAGGGCAUGAUGAAGAGCUCAGCCUACCUUCCUUCCCUGUAUCUUUGUGCCAAGCCUCAGGGCCCAGAUAAAAGUGCUUCCUUCUGGAGUCUCAGUUUUCUUAUCCAUAAAAUAGAGAGCUACCUCCCUCCCUCCCAAGGCUUUGUGAGAAUGGCCUAAGCUAAUGCAAUAAAGCAGCUGCCCACGAUACCCAGAAACGGCUCCACGUCUGUGUGUUAGUCGUGGGUCCCUGCCUGGCUCCGCCGGGACAGGCUGUGGUUUCCUCACAGGGUCUUGUUGGUUGUUAGUGGGUGGGGAGCUUCUCCCAGC